Messenger RNA from Sinocyclocheilus rhinocerous, 835 nucleotides. Its product is annotated as MARVEL domain-containing protein 3-like. The record is from RefSeq and is a predicted model, not a curated record. Bases 1 to 717 code for a protein of 238 amino acids. NCBI's taxonomy places the organism in Eukaryota, Metazoa, Chordata, Actinopteri, Cypriniformes, Cyprinidae. The transcript has 2 exons. Gene Ontology annotation, cellular component: membrane.
AUGCCCUCACACAGGUUUGGUUUCAGUCUAGCUCAAGUCACACCUUCUGACAUGACACAAAGUAUUGUGUUAAUAUGUGCCGUCCUGACCAAUGCGUUGGUUCUCAUAUGUGUGGUGGCUGCUCACAUGUCGCAGAUGGGCAUGUCUGCGAUGGGUAUGGGUGGAACGAGCUUCAUUGACGCCAUCAUUCCUUUUGAGGGGGUGGAGCUGCAGCAGGUGCGUGAGCUUGACAUGCAGUAUGGACAGAUGAGAGCACCAGGAGUAUAUGGAGGUGUGGCCUUCUGCCUCACUUUUGGUGCACUUUCACUACUAUUUGUAGUGUCCAGCACCAAACCCCCCCACAUGCUUCCAAGGAAGCUGCUGAUUGGACAGUUUGCAUUCCAGAUCAUUGGUGCAGUGGGUUACGUGGUUGCGGUAGGUUUGUACCUGCACUUCGUGAUCUCAGUGAACUCAACUGAUGUGUGCGUCCGGCGUGAACGACUGUAUGCUCGUAACGGAUAUACCUGGAUGAACUGUAGCGUAGGUGGGGGGGAUGCAGCUGUCGCACUGUUUGGAAUCAUAACUGCAAUUCUGUAUGCUGUUGGGACCUUUUUAACGGGACAAACACUCCAGGAUGUCAGUCGUUACUUUAAGGAGCGUGACCGCUAUGAAGCUGAACGCAGAGAACAACUUAGAGGUCCUCUGAAAACACCUCUUGAUCCUGACACUUAUGUCUGAGUUGUGCAGCAAAAAUAUGGACCGUAACCCUCUUGAAUGGAUGUAUAUAAACUGGCUUUAAUUUUUGUUUUUUCUUUACUUUUUUAAAACAUUUUUGACUGUGAGAAACCUGUUUUUA